This is a messenger RNA of Lathyrus sativus (Indian pea), 435 nucleotides long. Lineage: Eukaryota; Viridiplantae; Streptophyta; Magnoliopsida; Fabales; Fabaceae. The record is from the annotation of a GenBank genome assembly.
AUGACUCAUUGUUUGGCAUUUCUCCAUCUUCUUCUUCAUUUUCUCUUUGUGUUGUGUAGCUCAGGAGCAGAGGUUGUGACUAUUGAUGUACAAGCAGCCAAGAAUCUCAUCCAGACAUAUCACAAUUAUCUUGAUGUUAGGACGGUGGAAGAGUUUUUGAAAGGGCAUGUGGAUGCAGCUAAUAUCUUUAAUGUUCCAUAUAUAUUGGAUACACCAAAGGGCAAGGUGAAGAACCCUAAUUUUCUAAAGGAAGUUUCAUUUGUAUUCAACAAAGAAGAUCAUAUCAUUGUGGGUUGCCAAAUUGGGGUGAGAUCUCUAUCUGCAACAUCUGAUCUACUAGCUGAUGGUUUUAAGAAUGUGAAGGAUAUGGGAGGAGGUUAUGUGGAAUGGGUUAGAAACAAGCUUCCAGUGAUACAUAAGGGGUUAAAGAUCUAG